Molecule: messenger RNA, 923 nt
Organism: Pistacia vera
Lineage: Eukaryota; Viridiplantae; Streptophyta; Magnoliopsida; Sapindales; Anacardiaceae
Product: nifU-like protein 1, chloroplastic
Exons: 3
Coding region: 94-747 (217 amino acids)
Biological process (GO): iron-sulfur cluster assembly
Cellular component (GO): mitochondrion
Molecular function (GO): iron-sulfur cluster binding; iron ion binding
Source: RefSeq, a predicted model, not a curated record
CCACAUGUUUCCAUAACGGCAUAACCCCACAAGCCACAACCACUGUUUGUUACAUUUUCCAAACGCCUCCAAAACUUUUAAAAAUCACAAACAAUGGCGUCCCUUACAGCGGCAAACAGAAUAUGUGAGACUGCAGUGAUAUCUCCAAUAAUUCCAGUUUCAACUAAGUUGCAUCAAUUCCCACGAUUCAUAUCAGUCUUUAGAAGGAGGGUGUCUUACAGAAGAGCCAUAAGAGCUUGUGCUUCGAGUCCCAGAGAGCCCGCUGCUUCAUCACCAGGACUCUACUCCGCCCACAAAUUCGAUCUCACACCCCAAAACGUUGACUUGGUUCUCGAAGAUGUUCGCCCUUAUUUGAUCGCUGAUGGUGGAAACGUCGACGUUGUAUCAGUUGAUGACGGUGUCGUUUCUCUCAAACUCCAAGGAGCAUGUGGAAGCUGUCCUAGCUCAACCACAACCAUGACGAUGGGGAUUGAAAGAGUACUGAAGGAGAAAUUUGGAGAUGCUGUCAAGGAUAUUCGCCAAGUGUAUGAUGAAGAAGCAAGAGAGACAACUGUUGAGGCAGUAAAUGGCCAUCUUGAUAUAUUGCGACCAGCCAUCAAGAACUAUGGUGGGAGUGUGGAAGUGUUAUCUGUUGAGGGUGGACAUUGCAUCGUAAAGUAUGUGGGUCCUGAGUCCAUUGGAUCAGGAAUUAGAGCAGCAAUCAAGGAGAAGUUCCCAGAUAUUGAGGACGUUGUCUUAACUUGCUAGGUUGCUGUCAGUAUCACAAGCUUAAAGAACCUGCUCUACUUGGUCAUGUAUGGUUAUAAUCAGUUAAGGUUUGACCAUUUGACGCCUCAUAUAUAUGAUACAUGUAUUAUGUUUAUUGUGACACUGCUCUGUCCCUAAAAAAAUUUUGGCGAAUGAUUAAUGCAAUAUUUCUUCAA